GAAAAUGUGGUUCAUCAACUGAAUCCGAGUCAAAUUAGAUAAAGUGGAUCCCUGAAUCCGAGUCGAAUUAUUGGGUGCUAUUUUCUGAUUAUGUAAUCAUCUGAUCACACAGAUUGAAGCCGGCAAUCGGCACAAACAAACGAGAGAUCCAUAUGGAGAACCACCCAUUCCCAAAACGACGCCGUCUGAUGGCGCCGCCGCCGCGGUCAGCUUCCGCCGCCGCCGCCGCCGGCGGUGGCUUUAUCCCUGAUGAUAUACUUUUCUCCGAAAUCCUCGUCCGACUUCCCGCGAAGUGCCUUGUGCGAUUCCAAUCCGUGUGCAAGCUGUGGCGCGCCACCAUAAUCAGCACCAGCUUCGCGCGCCGCCACCUGGAGCAUUCCAGGCCCAGGCCAUCCAUGGUCGUCAUGCCACGGAUGUUUCUGAGUAACCCCAAGAAGUUUAAACUUCAGGGUGUCACUUUCUACAGGUUCCAGCCAGGGCAGAGCAAGGUUGCCGAGCUCAUCCUAGAGAAGAGAUUUCCCCGUGGGAUCCCAAUGUUCAGCAUGCCUCUGCACUGCGACGGCCUCAUCCUGAUCCCUUGCGUCUCGGGAGAGAUCUUCGUGUGCAACCUGACGACCAGCGAGUUCGUUGAGCUGCCGAGAGGAAGCCACAGUGUUGCACUGGAGCACAGGGUCGCCUUCGGGUUCGACCCUUGGAGUGGCAAGUACAAGGUGGCUAGGCACUUCCUCCGCUCAUCACACAGCGGAGGAGAAUCCCGGGCUGGACAUGAGAUCUUGACUCUUGGUGAUGGAGAAGAUUGUUGGAAAUGGAAGGCGACCAUAGAUCCGCCAUAUCCUAUCAAUGCUAGGACUCCGAUCUGUCUCCCAGGGUUCUUCUACUGGAGCGCUCUCCACUCCACGACCGGCCAUGGCCUUAGCAAGGGGCUUUCUGAGCAACAACGACAUGCUAUGCCAGCUUGGUGGCAAGUUGUGCUAUGUCCACUCCGCCUCGCCAUGUGA
Messenger RNA from Oryza sativa Japonica Group (Japanese rice), 998 nucleotides. Its product is annotated as retrovirus-related Pol polyprotein from transposon TNT 1-94. The record is from RefSeq and is a predicted model, not a curated record. NCBI's taxonomy places the organism in Eukaryota, Viridiplantae, Streptophyta, Magnoliopsida, Poales, Poaceae. Gene Ontology annotation, molecular function: protein binding; nucleic acid binding. Gene Ontology annotation, biological process: DNA integration.